GGCACUUUGACAACUCUCAAGACACGCAACGCUCUCGACACAGCAACCAACCACAUCUACGAAGAAUCUCCAGAAUGGCUAAUUGUGAGCAAAAGAAGCUGAGGAUUGUCCUCAUUGAAAAGACUGAAACCGACCUUUCGAAAAAGAUUAAAGGCAUCCUGGAAGAAUCCUUCAACUUGGUGACGACUCUGACCGGAGAUAAUGAAAGUGUAAUCGACGAGGGAGAAGAACACAAUAUAUUCAAAGAUUUUGAUCCAUCCAUCUUUUCUCCAGGUCCCCAUGUGUUUUUGCUCAUAUACAUGGGGGAUUUAUCUCCUUCAUCAGGUGAUGCGAAAAGAAUCCAACGCAUUAAAGAAUUCUUUGGUGAAGCAUCAAAGCCUUACUUUUUACCUUUGAUCAUCCACAAAAAUACAACAUUGGACACGGGGAAAAAAAAAGACAUAUUAUAUUCUAUUGAGAAAGAUUUAGAACUUAGCAGGAAGACAUACUGUGCACUUUGCUGCGAAGGUGGGAAGGUCAAUGAAAACGAAAUAAAAAACCUAGUUGUCAAGAUCAAUGAGGUGGUCAACAAGAACAAGAACAAAGAAACAUACACAAAGGAAAUGUUUGAUGAGGCACAAAAAGUCAUCAGGCUUAAAAAUGUGCAAGAAUCAAACAGCAAGGGAAAGACAGGUGAUGGAAACCAAGGUCAUAACAAGAAUGCAACAGACAAAGAUGCAAUUCGUGCAAUGCUCUCAGGUGGAUUUGCCAAAAGAACAGUGAAGGCACAGAACUCUUAAAGUAUGAAAGUUCAUGUUAACAUGACUGAUUUACUCAAAUGAAAUAAGUCAGACAGACAAAGAAGAGAGAAAUAUUUGAUGCCUUUAAUCCGAGUUAUUAAUCUGACAGACUUGGUUCCUCUGCAGAUUGAGAUCAAAACAACAAAUUAUAAACAAAGUACUUUAUAAUUAACAUAACCUGCAUUAAAGGAGAAGAGACAUUUACAUUAAAUUUAAUGAACUCCAAUUUUCCAGCUGCAAUAUUAUAUUCUGAAUGAUUUUAAUGCAAAUACUUCUACGGUGUUUUUUUCUUUGCUUUUUUUGCUUUAUUAAUAGCAAAGAUUUAUGAGACAGGUGUGACCUUUGUUGUGCGUUCAGUGUAAAUGCAGCGCUGUGAUACCACCUCAGCUCAGCUGCUGCAGUUAGAGGGAAACCUGACAACUGAUGUUUUCUGGAGAACCUGCAGCACAGUCUGUAGUUUCCUGUCAAAGCUGUUAAAAGUUCUUUUCAUUUGUGUUCUGAAAUGUGUUAAAGCCUGAUGGAUUUUGUGCUUCCACUCAGUGGACUUGUUUAAAAGAACGAUUGUUAAAUUUCACUCACAGCUCUUCUUCCUUUCUUUGUUGUGCUUUUCUUUAUUUUAUCAUGUCAUGCAGUUAAAAUGCUGAUCAGUGUGUGAAAAUAUAUUGCUCCAAUCGAUUUUGAACAACAGAAUCAGAUCAAUCAAUAAAUAAUGA
Oreochromis niloticus (Nile tilapia) is the source of this 1492-nucleotide messenger RNA. RefSeq names its product GTPase IMAP family member 2-like. Lineage: Eukaryota; Metazoa; Chordata; Actinopteri; Cichliformes; Cichlidae. The transcript is spliced from 2 exons. The record is from RefSeq and is a predicted model, not a curated record. Bases 75 to 779 code for a protein of 234 amino acids.